Molecule: messenger RNA, 853 nt
Organism: Hydra vulgaris (swiftwater hydra)
Lineage: Eukaryota; Metazoa; Cnidaria; Hydrozoa; Anthoathecata; Hydridae
Product: keratin-associated protein 5-1
Source: RefSeq, a predicted model, not a curated record
UGUUUACGCAGUACAGUAGAAAAUUAUAAAUAAGCACUAUUUGAGUAAGAAAAAGAUAAGAUAUUGAAAAAAAGUGUUACGGAAGAAAAUAUUUUAUAAUAACUGAGGAAAAUGAAAGUUUACAUUUUAAUGGUGUUUGUUUUACAUCAAUUGCAAGGAUCUCCUAUAACUUCUUGUAAACCAGUUAACUGUUUGGUUAAUCCCUGCAUAUUUCGCAAAUGUCCCGCCGGGUCUCAAUGUAUACCAAAUUAUUGUAAUGGUUGCAACGCAGAAUGCAAACCUUGUGAUCCAGUUAACUGUUUAGUUAAUCCCUGCAAAUUUUAUGAAUGUCCUGCUGGUACUCAAUGUAUUCCAAAUUAUUGUAAUGGUUGCAACGCAGUGUGCAAACCUUGUAAAAUAUUUAAUUGUUUUGUUGACCCCUGCAAAUUUCAUUCUUGUCCUGCUGGUUCACAAUGUAUCUCAAACUACUGUAACGGUUGCAAUGCAGUGUGCAAGCCUUGUGUUAACAGUGCUUGCCUAAUUGAUCCCUGUUUAAAUCAUAAUUGCACUUCUGGUUUUAAAUGCAUCUCGAAUUACUGCAAUGGUUGCAACGCUGAAUGCACAAAAAAUGUCAUUGGAUGAUAAAUGUACCUGCAUUUAGUGAUAAAGUCUAUGCACCUUUUAAAGAUAAAGUUAUUGUGUAAUGGUGUAGGUUAUAAAGCAUAAAACAUUUAAAAAGUAUGUGGUUUCGUAAUGGAAGGAUGUUUCUACUAAAGUUUGUAAUAAAAUGUUUAACUAAAGUGUAAGAAGAAUAAAUAAUUGAAGAAAGAAAAUAAUAUAUACUUAAAAACAUUAAAACUUAGGAAACGUUUUA